UCCAAAGGGCUGGUGCGGGAGGGGGGAACGAGGGCGGUUCGAUGGGAAAGAUGGUACGGACCUAACUUCUCUCCGGCCUCUUAUUGUGUAAUAUAGGGGAGGUAGGGGAUUCCUAGAGCCAGUGGCCCUGCUCUGGUUAGAGAGGUCCUACUCUCAAUCACGUGUUCCUAUACCAAUUGCAGAACUGUCGGGGUCCCAAUCUCAGGGUAUUUUUGAGAUUCCAAAAGAGCCAGUCUAGAUCUGAUGGCGGCACCGGUCCGAUUGGGCCGGAAGCGCCCGCUGCCGGUUUGCCCCAAUCCACUCUUCGUUCGUUGGCUGACUGAGUGGCGGGAUGAGGCAGCCAGCAGAGGGCGCCACACGCGCUUUGUGUUUCAAAAGGCACUGCGCUCCCUCCGACGGUACCCGCUACCUCUGCGCAGCGGGAAGGAAGCCAAGAUCCUUCAGCACUUCGGAGACAGGCUCUGCCGGAUGCUGGACGAGCGGCUGAAGCAGCACCUAGCAUCAGGCGGUGACCAUGCCCCCGGCCUACCACCUGGAGAGAAGAAUCAAGCCAGUGAAGAGCCACCUGCUCAAGGCCAGGACUCUCCUGUGCCAGUUCCCACCCAGCCUCAAACAGGAAGUGCCGGAAGCUAUUGGCCAGCACAGAACUCGGGUGCCCGUGCUGUCCUGCUGCAGCUCUACAAGGAGCACCUGAAUCCUGAUGGUAACAGCUUCCUAACCAAGGAGGAGCUGCUGCAGAAAUGUGCCCAGAAGGCCCCCAGGGUAGUUCCUGGAAGUUCGAAACCCUGGCCUGCCCUCCGAGGCCUCCUCCACAGGAACUUGGUCCUCAGAACACAUCGGCCAUCCAGGUAUGCACUGACCCCAGAGGGCUUGGAGCUGGCGCAAAGGCUGGCCAAGGCAGAAGGCCUGAGCACGCUGAACACUGGCAUUGUGCCAGAGGAGCCCCAUGAAGAGGAGUCAGCAGCCCCAGCGGCCACUUUGUCAGCACUUGGCUCCAGUGAAGGUGGCGUCCAGCAGCCGCCGCUGGAGCUGAGGCCUGGCGAGUACAGAGUGCUGUUGUGUGUGGACACUGGAGAAACCAGAGGGGCAGGACACAGGCCAGAAAUGCUCCGAGAGUUACAGAGGCUGCAUGUGCCCCACACAGUACGCAAGCUGCAUGUUGGGGACUUUGUGUGGGUAGCACAGGAGACCAGGCCCAGAGACCCAGCGAGACCUGAGGAGUUAGUCUUGGACCACAUUGUGGAACGCAAGCGGCUAGAUGACCUGUGCAGCAGCAUCAUCGAUGGCCGCUUUCGAGAGCAGAAGUUCCGCCUGAAGCGCUGUGGCCUGGGGCACCGGGUAUACUUGGUGGAGGAACAUGGGUCUGUCCACAACCUCAGCCUUCCUGAGAGUACAUUGCUACAGGCUGUCACAAACACCCAGGUCAUUGAUGGCUUUUUUGUGAAGCGCACGAUGGAUAUUAAGGAGUCAGCUGGCUACCUGGCCCUUCUGACAAAGGGCCUAGAAAGACUGUAUCAGGGCCACACCCUACGUAGCCGCCCCUGGGAAACCCCAGGGGGUGCUGAAUCAGGAGCAAGGCCUUCCACAGACCCUCUCUGCUCACUCCUCACUUUCAAUGACUUCAAUGCAGAAGCUGUCAAGAACAAGGCCCAGUCUGUACGAGAAGUAUUUGCCCGGCAGCUGAUGCAGGUGCGUGGACUAAGUGGAGAGAAGGCAGCAGCCCUGGUGGAUCGAUACAGCACACCAGCCAGUCUCCUGGCUGCCUAUGAUGCCUGUGCCACCCCUAAGGAGCAGGAGAUGCUGUUGAGCACUAUUAAGUGUGGGCGUCUGCAGAGAAAUCUGGGACCUGCUCUGAGCAGGACCCUGUACCAGCUAUACUGCAGCCACAGCCCUCUGACCUGAGCUCCACCUGGAGACACAUCCCAGACCCAUCUUCACUUCUGCCAAAGAUAGCCGGCCCUUUAACUGGGGUUCUUUGGGCUAUAAUCAAAAUCUAAACGUUUGUGGUCUUAGGAGUUAAGGAAGCAAUGCCAAGGUCCUCAUGAAAUAUGUAGGAAAGGGGAGACUACACUUUGUGAUCCAAUGACUUUUGUUUUGUAGUAGUAUUGGUGAUGGAACCCACAGCCUUGUGCAUGCUAGGCAAUUCCUCUUCCACACAGCAAUGAUCUGCAGCCUUGUACAGUGUUUCUCCACCUACUUCUGAAACCCAGCUUGGCCUAGAACAUGCUGUGUAACCCAGGCUGGCCUAGAAUUCCCAGUCUUUCUAGGCCCACCUUCCUAGUCCUGGAAUUAAAGGUGUGAACCACUA
This is a messenger RNA of Myodes glareolus (Bank vole), 2308 nucleotides long. It is a transcript of the gene Mus81, whose product is annotated as MUS81 structure-specific endonuclease subunit. Gene Ontology annotation, biological process: resolution of meiotic recombination intermediates; mitotic intra-S DNA damage checkpoint signaling; DNA catabolic process. NCBI's taxonomy places the organism in Eukaryota, Metazoa, Chordata, Mammalia, Rodentia, Cricetidae. Gene Ontology annotation, molecular function: 3'-flap endonuclease activity; crossover junction DNA endonuclease activity; DNA binding. The record is from RefSeq and is a predicted model, not a curated record. Gene Ontology annotation, cellular component: nucleus; Holliday junction resolvase complex.